Notolabrus celidotus (New Zealand spotty) is the source of this 3068-nucleotide messenger RNA. RefSeq lists its product as uncharacterized. Bases 183 to 1223 code for a protein of 346 amino acids. NCBI's taxonomy places the organism in Eukaryota, Metazoa, Chordata, Actinopteri, Labriformes, Labridae. The transcript is spliced from 2 exons. Gene Ontology annotation, biological process: regulation of transcription by RNA polymerase II. The record is from RefSeq and is a predicted model, not a curated record. Gene Ontology annotation, molecular function: DNA-binding transcription factor activity, RNA polymerase II-specific; RNA polymerase II cis-regulatory region sequence-specific DNA binding.
UCUCCUUCUCUGUUUUGGUAUUCAAAAAGCGAACCUGAGUGCACGUGAGACCCGAUCACGACAACUUUUCUCUGAAAAUUUGUCCGGCUACUUUUCCUCUCUGAGGCGUUUCUUUGCAGAAAUAAACCAACAAGGAGCCAUACGAAGAAGUCGGACAACGACCCUCCCAAACUUCUGCAAUCAUGAUGUCGAUGAACAGCAAACAGCCUUUCAGUAUGCACCCCAUACUGCACGAGCCCAAAUACACUCCGCUGCACUCCAGCUCGGAGGCCAUCCGCAGGGCCUGCCUGCCCACACCGUCGCUUCAGGGGAACAUCUUCGCGGGCUUCGAUGAGACUCUGCUACAGAGGGCCGAGGCUCUCGCCGCUGUGGACAUUGUGGCCCAGAAGAGCCACCCUUUCAAACCGGACGCGACCUACCACACCAUGACCACCAUGACCAGCAUGACCUGCACCCCAACCUCCUCCUCCGCGCACCUGCACCACCCAUCCGUGCUCACCUCCCACCACCACCCUGCGCACCACCAGCCGUCUCAGGGCCUGGAGGGAGACCUGCUGGACCACCUCACACCGGGCAUCUCUCUGGGAGGCAUGGGCUCGGACGUCUGCUCCUCGGCCUCUCACAGCCACGCCGCCCACAUGUCGGCCAUCAACCACAUGCAGCACCACCACCACCACCAACAGUCCAUGAACAUGCACGCGCACGGGCUGGGCUCCCACAGCUCCCUGGGGAGUGGUUUAGACGCCGAGCCGGAUCCCCGAGAGCUGGAGUCUUUCGCUGAGAGGUUCAAACAAAGGCGGAUCAAACUCGGGGUGACCCAGGCGGACGUGGGCGCGGCCCUGGCCAACCUCAAGAUCCCCGGGGUGGGCUGUCUGAGCCAGAGUACCAUCUGCAGGUUCGAGUCCCUGACGCUGUCUCACAACAACAUGGUGGCCCUGAAGCCGAUCCUGGAGGCCUGGCUGGAGGAGGCGGAGCGGGCGCAGAGGGAGAAGAUGGCCAAGCCGGAGAUCUUCAACGGGGGCGACAAAAAGAGGAAACGGACGUCUAUCGCGGCCCCGGAGAAGCGCUCCCUGGAGGCUUAUUUCGCCGUGCAGCCGAGGCCCUCCUCGGAGAAGAUCGCUGCCAUCGCAGAGAAACUGGACCUGAAAAAGAACGUGGUCCGGGUUUGGUUUUGCAAUCAGAGGCAAAAGCAGAAACGAAUGAAGUUUUCUGCGACGCACUAAGACCUGCGGAGGAAACUCUGCCUCGUUUACAAAAAGACAAAUCAGAGACUAGCUGCUGCUGCGCACUGUCAGAAAAAAACAAGGUACACAGCUGCGCCUGCUGUCAACGAGAACUGGACCUUUUCAUCAUCAUUUUACAAGCAUUCAAACUCUUGAGCCAUUUGUUCUGAAGGUAAAACUUCAUGAUUACGUGGUUUCUGCCUCCAAAAAUGCCUGAAAUUAAGCUGAGUCGGAAAAAGUACUCCGAAUUAGAUUUUACCACUAAACUAUUGACUUGAGAAGAGCCCUCUCAGCGUUUUCCACCUUUUUUGAGGAACAUCUUUCUUUGCACAAGUUCCUGAUUCCCGUUUUCUUGCUGAAAGUAUUUAUCUUUUUGUGCUUUUAAAUUACAUGCAAAGAACAACCUGCGCGUCUGUGGAGUUUCAUCAGUGUUUUCAGUGCGUCAGAAACACGCUCUGCCUCUUUCCACGGGCUGGAAGUGCUUGAGCCGCAUUUAUAGAUUCUCUGAGAGCUUCGGAUGUCGGACGCCUGACUCUCCUCUCACUGUAACUCCACCGGAACUCCUUUAGGAAGGCUCAGCUCCAGAUACAACCGGAUUCAACAGUGUACCUUUUUUUAUUGUGACAGUGGAGAUGGAGCACCAGGACUGGGAGAAAGACUGAGACCCUGUCCAAAAACCUGAGACUCACAUAUUUACGCUUCUCCGCAGAGUUGAGGUCGACCCUCUCUGAGACACGGGAGGAAGUGAUCGACAUCGUGGAAGAAACACGCUCCUUCUCAUUCAUUCUUAUGGCAAUUAUUGUACAAAAAAUAAGCAUAAUAAUGACGGGGAUCGGGGAUGAUUUUCCUCCUAGUCUGAAUAGCUUUUUUAUAUUUAUCAUUGUACAUAUUUGUGAAUAUGUUGCACCUCCGUGUGUGGAAAAGCUCAUUGAUAUGUAUUGUCUUUUCUCCCAGGUGUUUAGUUAGUUUUUUGGGGGGGGCAGAUCGAGUGAAAACAGUCGGUCUGUGUCUAAUUACUGAGGCGCAAUAACUCCUGUAAUCCAUUGCAUGGUUUACUCGUUAAAGGGGGAGAGGGUUUUUUUCUGUGCGUCCAAAAAAUAACCCCCCAAAAGUGAAUGCAUUGCAAUAAGAAGAUAGACACAAACACACACAACCACACGCACGAACACACACAUUCACACGGUAUAGCUGUGUGGCUACCUCAUUACGCAAGUGUUGGCACGUUCAUGGUGAUUUUUAAAACACACACACACACACACACACACUAAAAAAAGUGGAGUAGGGUCAUUUUUUUGUUUGGUUUUUUUCUAAUGUGUUUCUGGUUUCUUUGUGUUCCUCUUCCACCGGUUCAUGGUGAAUUAGGCCUAGAAGACUCACUGAUGUGUAAACCUGUUGUAUGUUCACUGCAAUGAUGCUCUGACAAUCAAAUUAUGAUUAUUACAGCUUUAAUUUUAUUAUUAUUCAGAUUUAACUCCAGCUUUUCUGUCAACACGGAGACAAAUCUAUUACUAUUAUUUUAUUAUUAUUAUUAUUAUUAUUAUUAUUAUUAUUAUUAUUAUUAUUAUUAUUAUUGUUAUGGUCACUGACACCUUUGUGGAGCGCACUUUGUAGAUAUUCUGAAGGACGAUGGUCAGCCUUAUUUAAAACUGCUUUUCCAACACUUAACACUUAAAAUAUUUCAGAUUUGUUUCGUUUUCUUUUCAUUGCCCUUAUCUAUUUAUUUAUUAACUUGAUCUUUAUUUAUUUUGGAGGAGAAAAAAAAUCAUAUUUCAUUUGUGAAAGUGUGCUUUAAAUGUGUCUGUGUAAGCGACAGAAGCUGAAAUAAACCGUGCACGUUUUACUUCA